AUGGCGGAGACAAUAACACCUGUUGUUACAACUGUCUUUGGCUCAAGCCUCACAUUUUUGAACAUUAGGCCGCUUACGACUGUCUAUACACCUCCAUCAUCAUGUGUGGAUCGCUGGAUACAACCCAAUCCUCUCGAUACGGUGAUCUCCAGUGUACUGGGGUAUGCAAGUCGGAUGUAUCUUUCCUGCCAAGCGGGAGGCAUUGCUCCCACAUACAGUCCAGGUGUCUGCCCGAGUGGACAAAGGCUACGUAACAUUACGGAAUACCAAUUUUCCAAUGGUGGUUCCGAUCGAGCAUGGAAGGGAAUAUGUUGUAGCGGUUGCUGGUCUUCCUUCUCGACCAGCGUCACUGCAUACAGGCCCGGCACAGUCCUGAUCCCUACUUUCUACAGCUACAGCACCGGCAUCUCGUCAUACACCGUUGUUAGCUAUAACUACGAGCUAACUACAAAUACUACCAUUCUGACUACCGGAAGAAUGAGCGCUGAUGCGGUCGUUGUAUACUGGCAGGCAUCAGAUCUGCCCAAGUUCGAGCCCGAAUACGCAUCCGCUUUAGCAACCCACCUCGGGUUGACCUUUACUGCCACGACUUCGGCAGGCACUGUGCAUGUGGAGACAGCAACGCCAGCUUCCACAUCAGGGCUGCCACGGUCGACCAGUGACCCACAGCCGAACGAAGACCCGCAUGGCUUAAGCACUGGGGCAAAGGCAGGAAUAGGUAUAGGUGCAGCUUGUGGUGCCCUUGUCCUCCUAGCUGGAAUUUUCUUUCUCUACAGACGCAGAAAGAGGACACAUAGCUCGGAUUAUCGCACCUCAGAUAUGCAGCAGACGGCUGACAUGCCGGAAUUGCUCAACGCCAAUCAAUUUAGACAUCCUCGAUGA
This is a messenger RNA of Dothidotthia symphoricarpi CBS 119687, 882 nucleotides long. RefSeq lists its product as uncharacterized. The record is from RefSeq and is a predicted model, not a curated record. The transcript has 2 exons. Bases 1 to 882 code for a protein of 293 amino acids. NCBI's taxonomy places the organism in Eukaryota, Fungi, Ascomycota, Dothideomycetes, Pleosporales, Dothidotthiaceae.